AUGUCCACUGCAUCGAGACCGGCCGCAGCAUUAACAAGAUUCCCUACUCUUCUCAACCACCUGAAAAUGCAAAGCAAGACCGAAAAGGCUGUAACGGCUACGACUCGUCAAGAAGAUGCUCCUCCCUGGAUGCGCGCAGAUCAAUUCAUCAAAACCGGCUAUCGACGCCAGCUCAACAGCUUCUACCGCUGCGUAACCUCUCUACUUUACUUGCACAAUGAAUUUGUGAAUAUCUGGUCGCAUCUCGGACCCGGCAUUGUCCACACACUACUCCUAACCAAAGAAUGCCACGCCUUCUCCAAACAAUGGGAUGAAGAACGAUACGUGGAUCAGAUGAUUGUGUGGCAAUACAUUAUUUCAUGUAUCCUCUGCCUCCUCUUCUCCGCUGGCUACCAUACAUUAACAGCGCAUUCUCAACAUGUCGCCAUCCGCUGGCUCAAGAUCGAUUAUCUGGGCAUCAUCUUCAACAUAGUUGCUGGCUGCACUGCCUCGACCUACUUCGGUCUGCGUCACCAUCCCAAGUUGCAGCUGUGCUAUAUCUCAUCUUCCGUGGCCCUUGCCCUGGUCUUGUUCAGCGUCAUGCUCGCGCCUGGAUCAGAUGGCGAUGCUAAGAAGCUUUGGAGAUCCGUGCUCUUCGCUACCUUUUUCGCGAGCGGGUUCGUCCCCAUGGUGCACGCCAGCAUCAUCGACGGUGUCGAGGUUCUUGGAUAUUUCCCUCUUGCUCAUACUAUUGGCAUGGCGUCGUUCUACGGCACAGGAGUAUUAUUCUACGUCACGAGGUUUCCUGAAAAAUAUUUCCCCGAGAAAUUUGACAUUUGGUCGCAGGGCGCGAGCCACCAAAUCUUCCACGUCGUUAUCAUAAUGGGCCAGAUUACAUACAUCACUGGCCUGAGACAGAUAGUUGCAACUCUUGGUCCUGUAUCGGCGCAAAUUGCACUGGAGUCUGGAUUUGUGGUCACAGAUUAA
Molecule: messenger RNA, 966 nt
Organism: Parastagonospora nodorum SN15
Lineage: Eukaryota; Fungi; Ascomycota; Dothideomycetes; Pleosporales; Phaeosphaeriaceae
Exons: 5
Coding region: 1-966 (321 amino acids)
Cellular component (GO): membrane
Molecular function (GO): signaling receptor activity
Source: RefSeq, a predicted model, not a curated record